Messenger RNA from Cynocephalus volans (Philippine flying lemur), 1719 nucleotides. It is a transcript of the gene GASK1A, whose product is annotated as golgi associated kinase 1A. Lineage: Eukaryota; Metazoa; Chordata; Mammalia; Dermoptera; Cynocephalidae. Gene Ontology annotation, cellular component: Golgi apparatus. The record is from RefSeq and is a predicted model, not a curated record. The transcript is spliced from 4 exons. The coding region runs from base 34 to 1719 and encodes 561 amino acids.
UGGAGAAGACUGCGUGGCAAGAGGCGGUCAGUGAUGGCAUUCUGCCUCUUGAUGACCCUGUCUGCGGUGGCUGUCACCCGCUUACCCCCACAGCAUCCAGCUGCUGGCCCAGACCCUGGUCCCAUGGAGUCCCAGGGGGUAACUGGAACCCCUGCCCCUCAUAUCCAGCAGGUUCUGAGCUCCAGCCAGAGGCAGCGGGCAAGAAACCUGGGCGUCUGGAGAGGCCGGGCUUCACCCAGCAAUGCUGUCUUGGUCUGUGCUGAGGAGCAAGGCCACAGAGGGCGAGUGGACAGAAGCAGGCAGUCCCUGGGAAGGGACAGCAGGCAUCCAAGGAAGGUGAAGAGGGAUAUUACUUCGGCAGGAGAUCCAGGACUCAAUACCCAGCAUUUUAUGCUCCUGAGGGAGGAUGAGAUCAGAAAUCCAGGAGCCAGAGCCCUGGGCCAUACCUGGCAUGGCAGCCCCAUCCAAGAGACACAGAGGGAGAUGGGCACCCUGGUUGACCCUCUCAUGGGGAGCCACAUAGCAGCUUUACGGGCUUGGAAAGCUACUUCUGGGCCGACCCUCCAACUCCAUCCAGCAGAAGGCAGGGAUCUGCCGGGAGCUGAGAAGAGAGCCUUGACUGGUGGGCAACAAGCAGUGGAUCCCACCCUGGCCUCAGGGGCUCAUCAGUGGCCUGGCUCUGUUGGGGAGUUGCAAGGAUCCAUAUGGUGUGACGUUGAGACCCCUGGGCUAUUGACCAGCUCGAGCACUAGUGGGCAGGUUCCCCCAUGGCUCACAGAACACGAUGUGCAGACCCUCCAGCUAUUGGCCCAGGGGGAGGUGGUGGGCAAAGCCAGGGUCCCCGCCCAUGGGCAGGUGCUGCAGGUGGGGUUCUCCACUGAGGGUGCCCUUCAGGAUGUAUCCCCUCCCAGGCUCAGCCAACUCUGCUCCCAGGGGCUCUGCGGCCUGAUCAAGAGGCCUGGGGACCUGCCUGAGGUCCUAUCCUUCCACCUGGACCGUGUGCUGGGGCUGCGCAGGAGCCUACCUGCUGUGGCCCGGCGCUUCCACAGCCCCCUGUUGCCCUACCGCUACACGGACGGUGGCGCAAGGCCUGUCAUCUGGUGGGCACCUGAUGUGCAGCACCUGGGUGACCCAGAGGAGGACCAGAACUCUCUGGCCUUGGGCUGGCUGCAGUACCAGGCCCUGCUGGCACACAGCUGCCACUGGCCUGGCCAGGCCCUGUGCCUGGGCAUCCAACAUGCUGAAUGGGCACGCCUGGCGCUCUUUGACUUCCUGCUGCAGGUCCACGACCGCCUGGAUCGCUACUGCUGUGGCUUCGAGCCUGAGCCCUCAGACCCGUGUGUGCAAGAGAGGCUCCGAGAGAAAUGCCGGAACCCAGCCGAGCUGCGGCUGGUCCACAUCCUGGUCCGGAGCAGCGAUCCAUCUCAUCUGGUCUACAUCGAUAAUGCCGGCAACCUUCAGCACCCUGAGGACAAGCUGAACUUUCGGCUGCUGGAGGGCAUAGAUGGGUUUCCUGAGUCUGCCGUGAAGGUUCUUGCAUCAGGGUGUCUACAGAACUUGCUGCUCAAGUCACUGCAGAUGGACCAGGUGUUCUGGGAAAACCAAGGCAGGGGCCAGAAGCUGAAGCAGGCCCUCCAGACCCUGGAGCGGCGAGGACAGGUCCUGCUGGGACACAUCCGGAAGCACAACCUCACACUCUUCAGGGACGAGGACCCAUGA